Messenger RNA from Micromonas pusilla CCMP1545, 1270 nucleotides. RefSeq lists its product as uncharacterized. The record is from RefSeq and is a predicted model, not a curated record. Bases 268 to 1011 code for a protein of 247 amino acids. NCBI's taxonomy places the organism in Eukaryota, Viridiplantae, Chlorophyta, Mamiellophyceae, Mamiellales, Mamiellaceae. The transcript has a single exon.
CACCCUCGCUCACGCUCCUCUCAAAGCUCAGGCAGUGCAGUUUUUCGCACGACAAGACGAUGCUUUCAGAUGAUUUCCUCGGGCAUGCCGACGUAUUUCUUAACCUAAGGUAAUGCUGAAUAAUUUGAUUCGUGAUAGUGCACGAGCAGGCAUGCUCUUCGCAGAGAGAAACACAAUACCAGUCUCUCUUCUCGGCACUUUCUCGAGUCUUAAAGUUUUCAAAUUAUCAGGGAAAGCGAGCUCGACGUCGAAGAGCGCGAAUUAGCGAUGGCGCUGCGUAUCGAGCAAUUAGAGGCACGAGAAGCUGCAUUUGAAGCUGAGGAGCCCAUGCGCACCUUUGCACUUGACAAACGUGAACUCGCCUUAAAGCAGCGAGAGUUGGCUAUUGAGCAAAAGAUUGAGAACUUACUGCAGCGUGAAGGCGAGUUGCGAUAUUUAGAGUCAGUUUUAGCCAAAGAAGAGCUCGAUAUCGCAGAAAGGCGGUGGACGUUGAAUGCAAGAAGAGACGAACCGGCUGGUGAAAUGGCAAAGGUCUUCGAAGCUUUGACCAUAGCGGGAAAGGAGAACAUCGAGUCCUCUGAAGUGAGCGAGAACCUUUCACAAAGUGUUGCUGGUACUGUUUUUUUUGGGUCUGAAAGCGAGGAGGCUGCUUGGUUAAAAGUGCGUAUGAAGGAAAUGAAGAGGCGUCUGUUGAAAUUGUCUACAACAGUCAAGAUGGAAGGCAAUUCAGAUAGAGAUGUUCUUGCACUAGCUGCGCAUGCAGAUGAUCUCCGAGAACAUUUACGAGUGAUGCGGCUCAAGGCAGACUUGGCAGGGGUGAUGAAGCUGGUGAAUGAAGUUGCCACUGACGUUGCAAGUAUGGAGGCUAAAGGUGUUGAGACUGAGGCCGAGGACAAGAAACAAGUCAGGGACAGUGACGUAACUGAGCUCAGCCUGGCUCUGCGUUUCAAGCAGUUGGAAGUCCGCGAGGCUGAGUUGAGGGCAAAGGAACAAGAAUUGACACCUAAAUGAAAAAGAAUCAAACAAAAUACCUUCAAAAUGUCCCAAAAAACUGUUGGAAUGGUGAAAAUCAAAGUUUUCACUGGAAAGUCUUGCAUCGUGAAAAAAUCGUACUUGCUCCCUGACAUGUGAGUACCCUGAUUAUAUGAAGUGUAUCUGAUCUUACCAUUCCGAAGUGACAAGUGGCAGCGAGAGAAGUCAACUCAGUAGCUGUCGUUUAGAAAAAGUCCGAAGUAGAAACGGAAAGACUACGAACUCGAAUCUUGUCCUC